AUCGAAGUUGUGGCAUUGAACCAAUAACGUGAAUGGAUACGUUAAAUAAAUUUGUGCGGAAAUUUGCGCUACAAGAAGUAGACACGUUUUAAACUUUAUUAGUUGUAAGGUUGGUGUGUUUAAAUGAUCAUCUUGCGUUUUUUGAACUGACUCAAAUUGUCACAAAAAAAAAAGUUCUGUAUCUUGAGUUGGUUCUGUUAAUUUUUUUUCACGCAGAUAAAUUCAAAAAUGUCACGCCUGGCGUCAUUGAUUGUUCUCAUACUUUACAGUACCACAUUAUGUAAUACCUCUCAUCAACAAAUAGUAGGACAGAAUGAUACGCUCUGUAAAGCAUCAGAUGUUCAAGAGAGAAACUGUACAACUACUGGGACUCCUCCAGAUACUCGAUCAAGCAGCACUGAUCACUCAAGAGGUCACUCUAACCAUGUAGCAAAAAAUUUCUCCAAAUGUGGUCAAUCAUCUACAAUGCUACCUCGAAAAAUCUUAGGUGGAUAUCAUGUCCAGUCAGGUGAUUGGCCUUGGAUUGUAGCCUUGGGAUAUCGUAGAGGUACAAAUACAACUAUAUUAUGGCAAUGCGAAGGUACCCUGAUUUCAGAUACUUGGGUUAUUACAGCUGCUCACUGCGUUCAAGGGAUGGGAAGUCUCGUUUUAACAACUGUUCGUGCGGGAGAUUUAGAUUUGAAUGAUGAAGUUAAAGAUGGAGCCUCGCCUGUAGAUAUCAAAGUGAGCCAAAGCAUUGUUCAUCCGGAAUUCUUAACCAGACCACCCAUAAAUGACAUAGCUUUAUUACGUUUAAAUAGUUCGAUUAAGUUUAAUGAAAACAUCAGUGCAAUUUGUCUGCUCAAUAAAGAGGAAUAUAAAAGUGAUAAGGUUUACGAACGAAAAAUACCAUAUUAUGUUGUUGGAUGGACGCUCGCAUACACACAGCAAGAAAGCUCGAGAUCAAAAAUGAUACAGGAAUUUGAAGUGGAAAUAGAAGAUGUGAAAACUUGUUCUGAAAAAUAUAAGUCUGAAGGAUAUCAUGACAAGACGCUGAUUAAUGAGAGAGUGCUGUGUGCAAAUCAUCAUUAUCACAAUAAGGAUUCUUGUUAUACUGAUUCUAAAGGUCCAAUGAUGAUACCGCACAAUGGCAGCAUUUAUUUGGCUGGAAUUUCAUCGUAUGGACUAAAAUGUUCUCAUUUACCUGCGGUCUAUACCAGGGUAGCAUACUUCACCGAUUGGAUCAGAAAUACUACAGGAAUUUAAAUCCAGUGAAUACAAUAGUGAUAAUAUUAGAUCGAAAAGGGUGAUGUGAUGAAGAGGGAGUAUAGGUAUAGACGAAAUUAGGUGGAUAGAUAAAAAUAUGGUUUCUGUUACAUUUAUAUUUUUUCAAAAAAUAAAUUACGUUCUUAUGCA
Molecule: messenger RNA, 1395 nt
Organism: Planococcus citri (citrus mealybug)
Lineage: Eukaryota; Metazoa; Arthropoda; Insecta; Hemiptera; Pseudococcidae
Product: venom protease-like
Exons: 8
Coding region: 229-1245 (338 amino acids)
Biological process (GO): proteolysis
Molecular function (GO): serine-type endopeptidase activity
Source: RefSeq, a predicted model, not a curated record